CGCAACGCUGCAAGGUAAACGCAGCAUUUUUUGGGAAAUGAAUGUCAUUCUGGUGUUCCAAAAUGCUAAAUGCAAAACACUGUCGGUGUGAUCGAAGCUUUACCUCCAUUCUGCUGCGAUUUCAAUUGGGCGCUCGUGGCAUAUCCCUCUCGCGUCCUUUUAAUCCACGAGUCUUGACGGAAAAGCGCAGAGGCGAGGUGCAGGCACACAGCUGCUGGGAUGAAGUAUAUAAUCUAUUGGAAUUAAAACAGUGUGACUGCCGGAUUCAAAUAAAUGGAAUAUGGGGAAAGUCCUUACCUGUUCAUUAUGGGAUUUUGGGGAAUGCCAUGGCCUACAGGAGACAUCUUCUCUCUGAGUGGAUACAGGCAGUAGGUUUUUAGGAUGCGUUCCCUGAGGAAGACAGUGUUGUUGGCCAUUGUGGCAUCAGUGGUGUUGGUGGUGGCCCUCCUCCAUUCUUGGCCCACCAGGGCCUACACCACAGUGGAUGUCCGCCAGAGACCAGGGCCUAUAGUAGAGAGGCACCUGGAGGAGAGGCUCCCAGAACCGGACCAAAGAUCUGCCAACAUCCCCUAUCGCCUGAAGGAGAGUGUUGCAAGUCUGUUGGCACGUAACGGGUGCGUGUGUGAGGGUGAGAGUGGUGGGGUGAACCUGCCCUUUGCCCAGCUAUUGUUCCCACGGGUGUCGGCACACCCCCUGCACACUGCUUUUGAUGCCUCUGAGCUGGAGGAGAUGAAAAGACGGAGGGCCAAGGAGUUCCAGGGCUUCCAGAUGAGGUCUCAGACUCCUGUAGAUAUGCUCAUUGUGGCCGAGGCCAACAAUCCUCUGCAGUACCCAACACAGGGGGUGGAAGUACGGCCGCUCAAAACCAUACUCAUCCCAGGACUUGCCUUACAAGACCUUCCCAGAGAGCUGUACACAGUCAACUUCACCUCCACCCUGGGAGUGUUAAAUGUGGCAGCGGAGGUUGAGGGGGUAAAGGUCAAAGGUGACGGGGAGAUGCACAUGACCCUGAUGAGCAGCCUGCUGCCCAACCUGAACCGGCAGUUACAGUUUGUCUCCUACACCAACACACUAUUCCACCCUAGUACAGCAGACACAGUGCAGUUUGAGACCGAGGGACACCAAGCCAUGUUCACCAUCAAGAUCCGCCAUCGUGUAACUCCAAAACUCUACAACACAGGACCCAAAGGGGAAUACAACAUCAGUGCCCUUGUUACGAUAGCAACCAAAACUUUCCUGCGCUAUGACAAGCUCCAAGAUCUCAUCGACAGCGUGCGACRAUACUAUCCCACUGUCACCAUAGUAAUAGCUGAUGACAGCGAAAACCCCAAGACUGUCUCUGGCCCCUACAUCGAACAUUACAUCAUGCCAUUUGGAAAGGGCUGGUUUGCAGGACGGAACCUAGCUGUUUCCCAGGUGACCACUAAAUAUCUGCUGUGGGUGGAUGAUGACUUCAUCUUCACGGCCAACACCAAGCUGGAGAAACUAGUGGACGUACUGGAGAAGACCACCCUGGAUCUGGUGGGUGGUGCAGUGCGGGAGGCUACAGGCUACACUGCCACCUACAGGCAGACCAUCUCCAUUGAGCCAGGGGAGGAGGAGGAGGGCGACUGUCUGCACAUGCGGAGGGCCUUCCACCACAUCAUACAGGGCUUCCCAAACUGUGUGGUCACUGACGGGGUCAUCAACUUCUUCCUGGCCCGCACAGACAAGGUCCAGCAGGUGGGCUUCGACCCCCGCCUGGCCAGAGUGGCCCACCUGGAGUUUUUCAUCGAUGGCCUUGGCUCACUUCACGUGGGAUCCUGUGAUGAUGUCAUCGUCAAUCACGCCACCAAGAUCAAGCUUCCCUGGGUCAGCCAAUCAGAGAGUGACAAGACUUACGCCAAGUUCCGCUACCCACCAGCAUCCUCGGACGCCACACACACCAAAAACGGCCUCCUCUAUUUUAAGAACCACUUCCAGUGUUUGACUCACAAUUAAAUGUCAUGUUUUUUACCUGUAGCUUCUCCUCUCGUUCAAGAUUCCUGCUCUUCCUGAGUUGCCAAAGAAGCCCUCGCCCGAUGUGUCCCAUCAGAUAAGAUUUUAGACAACCACAUUACAUGCUUCCCCUUAAAAACAGCCUUGCUUGUUUCACUCUAGAGGGAUUGUCAUCCAAACAGAGCAAAGCUGUCAUUUCUCUUAACUUUGCUCUUCACUUGUGUACUCUUGAUUAUAAACUCAAGGUAGAGAGAAUUUUAAGGCAUUUACAGUGCAUUCGGAAAGUAUUCAGCCCCUUUGACAUUUUCCAUAUUUUGUUACGUUACAGCCGUAU
This is a messenger RNA of Salvelinus sp. IW2-2015, 2311 nucleotides long. Its product is annotated as beta-1,4 N-acetylgalactosaminyltransferase 1-like. The record is from RefSeq and is a predicted model, not a curated record. Gene Ontology annotation, cellular component: Golgi membrane. Gene Ontology annotation, molecular function: acetylgalactosaminyltransferase activity. Lineage: Eukaryota; Metazoa; Chordata; Actinopteri; Salmoniformes; Salmonidae. Gene Ontology annotation, biological process: ganglioside biosynthetic process.